UUGGGCAACAGAAAAACGUCACUCCCUUGCGAUUGGUGUUUCUUCAACACCUGCAGUCUAUUCACAUACACACCAAUAUGACGUCAUGCUAUGUACAGUAUUUCGCUGACCCGGCCAUCGGACACAGCCUCAUACUAGAGUAAAGAUAGGGUUCUCAGUCAAAACACAAGCCUGACCCAGGGGUUCACAAUUCUAAACUGUACCGUACUGGACCAAACCCUAAACCCUAAAACGUGCCAUGAUGGAAACACAGCAUAUGUGUAUGUUCUGUCUGGUUUAUCUGUUUGGUGCAAGAUGGUCGGCCUCCAUAAAACAAAAACAAGGUCCUUGCCUAACUUACAAACUUACAAAUCUUGCCAUUUGCAUGGCAUUCACACCACGGGAUCACAGCAUCUUUGUGCUACAUCAACCGCCAGCGUCAUCGGCAUCGUCAUCGUCAAAGUGUUAAACUCAAGCGUUGGGAACGAUUGAUGCAUCGCACCGCUCACAAUAUUCGCACAUCACCACCUGGCCAACGCGAGAUUUGCAUCUAUUCAUGUCUGUGCAUUGACUUUGUAUGUAAACUACAGUGUGAACGCAGCAUAAAACUACAAAAAAAAGCCAAAGCGAUUAUACACUGAUGGACAGGAUAUUAAAAUUCUGCUAACAAACCCUCCAAAAUGUUCCACACUCAAACCUUUGAUGGAAUCUUAAAUGUCCAUAACUUUUAAAAGCCUGAAAAGGGAUUUUAUUAGUGCUUCAUGAGGUUCCGUGCAGACGUAAGUUGGGAAGGAGCCAAGUGUAAUUAUGAAUGAUCAAAGUGUCCUUGAAGAAGCACAGGUGGCUCCUGAUAAUGUUGUCCUGGACUUUACAGACGUCCUUGAAGCUUAUUUGUCCUCAAAAAGUUCCAGUGGUUAUUAACUGUGUUGUGUUUUCUUUUAGGGCCACUGAUUUUUGAUUCUGCAUUUAAUGUUGGAGGUUAAGUGUAAGUCAAGGGAUUUCUCUAAAGGUUCUAGCCAGUUGCUGCGUGAGGACAUUUUUACAGAUAAUAAUGAGUUAUAAUGAGAGAAACAGGCUGAGAUGGCACGGAUAUACCUGGAGAAUGUAGCAUGUUAAUAUGAUUAGUUUCAGUCAUUAGAUGAUGAGGAACAGACGGAGGCUGAGGCGAUCGUCACCAACACCACGCUCUCACUCCCUCAUCUCCACCGCCACAAAUUGAAACCUGUUCACUGAAAUGAAACAGCUCGGCGUGGACGUCUGUUUCCCCGACAGUCUCAUAUCUGCAGAGUGUUUGUUUUCAUUAUCCUCCUGAGGGACGUGUGUGUGUGAUGAACACUGCCAACAUCCACUCUGACUCCCCGCCUCCCCACACACACACACACACACACACACACUAUGUAUGUGAUCGCAGGACUUAUUCCUAUCUGUUCCAAAGGUCCGUAGUGAAUUAAGAAGGAAGACAUUUAAAUAUGCAUGUCCUUCUUUCUGGAACAAACUACAGGAUUGUCUGAAACUGAAACAUCUGGUCUCAUUAGACACUUUCGCUUUUAUCUAUUUAUGGAUUAGUUUGUACAAAUUCUGUCAAUAAACCCUCUUAAAUGUCGCACACUGGUCCUUUAACUUGACUGUAAUCUGAAGUAAAUUAUUCAGCAUACUUUAAUCUACAGUAGUUUGGAUUUUCAGCACUUCACCAGUGUAUUUGUUUCAUUUCUCACUGAAACUUUCUUCUCAUCAGUUUGUGUCAAAAGUUCAGAUGAUUUUCUCUCACCAUGAAGUGUUAGUGUUUGAGUGCAGCCAGCAGGGGGCGCCACAGCCACUUCACCACAUCAGCCUCAGUCACAGUGGCGCAGGUGGAGAAGCAGAAGAAAAGAAUUUCUGCGUAAUUGCGCACCGGAGUCCGGUGAAGUGCCCGUUACGCGGCGAUGGGACCGCAGCAGCGCGGGGUCCGGAGAGCAGCUCGGCAUUCAUGAGAGCCAGGUGGCCGCGCUGCUGUGGCUCGGAGCGGGACAGGAGCGGGAGGAGCCGGAGCGGAGAUGGCGGCCAACCUGAACCUGAGUGCGGUGAUGGUGGAGGCGGAGGAGGAGGCGCAGGUCCCGGGCACGGGGACAAUGAUGGGGACGGGGUACAACCUGCCGGCGCUGGUGUUCGGGGUGCUGCUGAUCGUGGUGAUCAUCUGCGGGAACCUGCUGGUUUGUCUGAGCGUGUUCAUGGAGAAGGCGCUGAAAACAACCACCAACUACUUCAUCGUCAGCCUGGCGGUGGCGGAUCUGAUGCUCGCGGUGCUGGUGCUGCCGCUCUUCGUCUUCUCUGAGUUUCAGGACGGUGUGUGGACGCUCAGCACGACCAUCUGCGACGGCCUGAUGACCAUGGACGUGAUGCUGUGCACCGCCUCCAUCUUCAACCUCUGUGCCAUCAGCAUCGACAGGUUCAUUGCCGUGUCAAUCCCUCUCAACUACAACAGGAAGCAUGUGGACCUGCGGCAGACCGUGUUGCUGUCGGCUACCUGGAUCCUGGCUCUGGCCGUGGCCUCCCCCGUCAUCUUUGGCAUCAACAACGUGCCUAAACGUGACCCCAGCGAGUGCAAACUGGAGAACGACGACUAUGUCGUCUACUCGUCCGUGUGCUCCUUCUUCAUCCCCUGUCCCAUCAUGCUGCUGCUGUACUGCGGCAUGUUCCGUGGCCUGCGGCACUGGGAGGAGGCGCGCAAGGCCAAACUGAGGAACAGCAUCCAGGCCUGUCGCAAGCUGCAGGAGGCCGCCGCCGCUUCUCUGCCGCCACUGGCCUCGCUGCCUCCCCCCCUGCCACCCAUCAUAGAGCGGGAGCUGACGGACACUCCGGACGAACCGUCCACCUUCCCGUCUGUGGAGCAGCCCUUCCACUUGUCGGAGUACAAGGACGGACCUGUGCAGACCGUCAGCUUCACAGAGAUCAGGUUCAACCCUGAACCUCAGCGGAGGAAGAGGGCCAAGAUCAACAGCCGGGAGAGGAAGGCCAUGAAGGUUCUUCCUGUCGUUGUGGGUGCCUUCCUGUUCUGCUGGACUCCCUUCUUUGUCCUCCACACGAUGCGAGCUCGAUGUCCGGACUGUGACGUGCCGCCGGCUCUGAUGAGCGUGGUGACCUGGCUCGGCUACGUCAACAGCGCUCUCAAUCCCGUCAUCUACACCAUCUUCAACACGGAGUUCAGGAACUUCUUCAAGAAGUUCCUGCACCGCUGCUGCUCAUAGAACUGCACCGCUGCUACAUGGAACAACAGCUGUGAUUUAGUGUCUCUAGCCUCCUGUACUGUAUGUUGCCAUGGUUUCCUCCUUUAUGAGGUUAUUUUUCUACUUGUGAUGACAGCAGUGUUUGGUCGAGUUUAACGUUUCCCCGAGAAGAAGCUUUCAGCUUGAGGAACAACGGCACGCCUGCGUCGUGUAACUGAUGGACUGAUUUUAUAUGCAAGAAAUCCAUGUUUUCAGAAUAAAAGUGUCAUGUUCACA
Molecule: messenger RNA, 3458 nt
Organism: Solea solea (common sole)
Lineage: Eukaryota; Metazoa; Chordata; Actinopteri; Pleuronectiformes; Soleidae
Product: D(4) dopamine receptor-like
Exons: 5
Coding region: 2013-3203 (396 amino acids)
Biological process (GO): adenylate cyclase-inhibiting dopamine receptor signaling pathway; adenylate cyclase-activating adrenergic receptor signaling pathway
Cellular component (GO): plasma membrane
Molecular function (GO): G protein-coupled receptor activity; dopamine neurotransmitter receptor activity, coupled via Gi/Go
Source: RefSeq, a predicted model, not a curated record